Aedes albopictus (Asian tiger mosquito) is the source of this 1816-nucleotide messenger RNA. RefSeq lists its product as uncharacterized. Gene Ontology annotation, molecular function: sweet taste receptor activity. The transcript is spliced from 2 exons. Bases 407 to 1765 code for a protein of 452 amino acids. The record is from RefSeq and is a predicted model, not a curated record. Gene Ontology annotation, biological process: male courtship behavior; chemosensory behavior; sensory perception of taste. NCBI's taxonomy places the organism in Eukaryota, Metazoa, Arthropoda, Insecta, Diptera, Culicidae. Gene Ontology annotation, cellular component: axon; membrane; neuronal cell body.
UCAUCCUCAGACAAACUUAGGAACUUCUUCAACCAAAGUAGCCAGUUUUCGUAAUAUUAUGACCCGUCUGUUCUAAGAAUAAGUUUCGAAAUCAGUCUUCAAUUCAUAGUUUCUUUUCGAGCAUCGAAAAAGUUCCGACCGUCUUGACUGUCAUCAUUACAUCGCAAUCGACUGAUGACUGGCUGCUUUUCAUUCGUCCAACCGCGUGAUUCGAACAUAAUUUGUGGGAAACCACCUGCCAAGCAUGCCGAACUGGUUCGAUGUUUCUUCAGGCAAAACUUUUAAUGGGUCACGUUUUUGACAUUAAUGGAUAACUUUUUGACUAAUGAUCGCUGGAUUAUCGCGGUACAGAUAAAUCCGAAGCAAUAUAAACGAUAAACCAAGGGAUUCUCGCCGGUGUCUUGGAAUGACCUGCACCACGUUCAAGCGAUGCCAGAAGGGAAACGUACAAAUUAUGGCACAGCAAACAUCAUCGAAGCAAAAUGAAUUCUACGAGUUGUUCGUUUUCGUUGUGAAAUGUUUCCGACCGUUUGGUCUUUGUCCGGUGAAGGUAUCGUAUAUCAAAGGAAGACCGAAGAUUGAAUCGAAUCGAUUGCUGACUGCCGUAGUGGCAUUCGCACUUGCCACAGUUUGGGCCGCUUUAGUGGGGUCAUUUUUCGUCAAGUAUAACACACCGUUGAUUACCGGGAUAGCUAAUCACAUUCAAUUCAUCACCAAUGUCCUAGCGGUGAGUGUCACACUCGGAGUUCCAAUAUUCAAGUGCACCGAACUGAAUGGCAUUCUGGAAGAUUUCGCAGUGAUCGAUGAGAAGUUGAGUUAUUUUAGCAUGAAUCUCUACCAGCCGCAAUUGAAAACAAGUUUCUGGCGAUGCUACGUAGUUCACAUUCUGUUCCUAGUUGUAUCGAGCAGCUACGAUGCUCAUGUGAUGUUGAUUAUAGGGCACGACGCGCGACUUUGGUUAUGGUUCUACCAUAUCGUCCCUUUCAUGUUGUAUUCGUUGGCGUUCUUGAUGGCUUUCACCAAGAUCAAGUGGGUCAAGAUCCGCAUCCAGCAGCUGAAUCGCUUGAUCGAACAAUACUAUCAGUAUCCCCUGCUGGAGAAAAUCGAAAAUAAAUUCAAAAUUUCCUCGGUCGUCACCAUGAAGAUUGAAGAUUUAGAAGAAAAUACCAUUGAAACAACCGAAGAGCUAGCCAUUGGUAAUCGCAUAUUACCGAUCGUAUCCAAGACGAUUGAUUUGGCAACACGACUGGAGUCGUACAAUGGCUUACUGUUUCUGUUCGGAUACUUGGCCCUGUUUUGUGUGUCAACCAUUCAGGUGUACUAUUGCUAUCUCUAUGUUACACUUGGAUCUCCUGAAGGAGGUUUUUCCAUUAACUCACUGGCUCUAUCGUUGGUGAUCAUAGCGGGAAACUUGAUAUCGAUCCUGGCACUACCAUACAUUUGCGAGGAAGUUGGUAACGAAUCGAAGACCUUGAUGUCCUAUCUGUCGAAACUGUCCAUGAAGCAUGGUCACAACAUGCAAUCAUCGAUUUGGUUCCCCAAUUUGAUCUCCAGCAUUAAAUUUUCCGCCGUGGGGUUCUUCGACGUUAGCUACAGCAUGCUCUCUGGGGUGAGAUUGCGCCAAAUGGAAAGCGAAUCGAUUUGCAGCUAUAAUGUUUCCUUUUCUGGUGCAGUUUUUUGCAGGACUGAUCACGUACCUGAUUAUAUUCAUCCAGUUCAACUCGAUAACUCCCCUACAAAAAGGAACCAGACAAUCCGUACGUAGUGCAGAAAACGAUUGAAUUAGUUUGUUAUGUGUUAUGCUUGUGGAUGUGAA